Molecule: messenger RNA, 393 nt
Organism: Phycomyces blakesleeanus NRRL 1555(-)
Lineage: Eukaryota; Fungi; Mucoromycota; Mucoromycetes; Mucorales; Phycomycetaceae
Exons: 3
Coding region: 1-393 (130 amino acids)
Source: RefSeq, a predicted model, not a curated record
AUGUCUGCCCUGCGUGUCAUUGGACCAAAUCUUCAAAUUGAAUGGUAUUUUAUUGAAUCAAAGAUGUACCUGAUUACCCAAAAAGAAAAUCAAUCAACUAUUGUAGUUUUAUUGUGCUGUCUGAUCAAUAUGAUGAAGUUCGCUACGAAUAAUAGUUUAUAUUCCAAAGAAAUGAAGUUUAUUUGUCUUUUCAGUUGGUCCCUUGAACCCCAGAAGCCUUUCUUUUCAGAGUUUACUAUUAACAGCUUAUUUGCCCUGACGAUAAUUGAUUUGUGUAAUCUCUGGAAAGGUGUACAUAUCAGUCCAUAUCAAGGCAUCUGUGGUAUAAAUCAAUACCGAGACUGUGCGACCAAUAUUUGCUUAGAUAUUCUGCGUAAAGUAGAAAUCGACUAA